Molecule: messenger RNA, 1913 nt
Organism: Carlito syrichta (Philippine tarsier)
Lineage: Eukaryota; Metazoa; Chordata; Mammalia; Primates; Tarsiidae
Gene: CYLC1
Product: cylicin 1
Exons: 4
Cellular component (GO): acrosomal matrix; nucleus
Molecular function (GO): structural constituent of cytoskeleton
Source: RefSeq, a predicted model, not a curated record
ACUAGAAGUAAACAUCAGAACAUGCGAUAAUUACAAUCCAAUCAAUGAAUCAAUCCAAAAAUCAUGGAAUCAAGAACACUUUUCUUUGACAUUUUCCAAACCAUCCCAGCCAGCUAUAAAAAAGAGAUCAAGGCCUUCAGAAUCACAAAUCACAGUUCCUAGGCAUGACAAAAGAAAACUAGAGAAAGGUCAAAAGCCAGCUUAUAUAUGGAUAAGGCAUUCUUUAAGAAAAAUUUUCCAGUGGCCAUUUAUGUACUUAACUAUUAGGAGACAGGCUCCAUUCAGGCAUCCUUACACUCCCAAAAUCCAUCUUAAAAAAGCAGAAUCUAAGAAGUUUAAAUAUGAAGAAAAAAGAACAACUUGGAAGAAAGAGUCAAAAAAAGUAACAGGCUCACAUGCAAUAAAUCCAGAGUCCAAGGAAAUACUAAAAGAUGAGAAAAAAAUAAAAAAGAGAAAAAAUAAAGCAGAUAAAGCUACAUCAAAAUUAUCACAUGAAAGUGAAGUAUCUAAGAAUUCAAAGUUCAAAUCAGAAACAAAUCCAGAAUCCAAAGAAUUUAAAGUAGUCUCAAAAAAGGAUUCAAAAAAACAUAACACUUCAAAGAAUUCCAAAGAGACAAACACUGAAUCUAUAUGUGCAAACAAUGAUCCAGGAAAGGAUUCUAAAAAGAGUUCAAAGACUUAUUCUGAUGCCAAAUCCAUGACUUAUUCAAAAAAUAAUUCAAAUGUGGACUUGAUGUAUUUUGAGCAGUCUGGUGCAAAAUGCACAGAUGAUGCUUGGUUAAAGAAUUACUCACAAAAUAAUUCAAAGAAGCCUGCAAAGAAGGACACAAAGAAGGAUACAAAAAAGGGCUCUGAUGCUGAAUCUGGAGACUCAAAGGAUGCAAAGAAAAAUUCAAAGAAGAAUAAGAAAAAUGCAAAGAAAGAGGAAAAGAAAAAAGAGGCAAAGAAGGACACAGAGUCCACUGAUGCUGAAUCUGGAAACUCAGAAGAUGCAAAUAAAGAUGUAAAGAAGUCUAAGAAAGCUUCAAAGAAAGAUGACAAAAAGAAAGAUACAAAGAAGGAUACAGUCUCCACUGAUACUGAAUUUGAAUUGGAGUCCAAAAAAAGUAAGAAGGAAGACAAAAAGGAAAAGAAAGAUUCAAAGAAAGAUGACAAAAAGAAGUCUGUAAAGGAAGAUACAGGUUCUACUGACGCUGAUUCUGAAUCUGAAGGAAACUCAAAACAGGGUAAAAAAGAUGUAAAGAAGAAGAAAGAUUCAAAGAAAGAUACCAAAAAUAAAAAUGCAAAGAAGAACAUAGAAUCUACUGAUUCUGAAUCUGACUUGGAAUUAAAGAAGGUUAAGAAAGAUUCAAAAAAGGAAAAGAAGGGUUCAAAGAAAGACGCCAAGAAGGAUGCAAAGAAAGACUCAGAGUCUACUGAUGCUGAAUCUGAUGAAUCUUCCAAGACAGGCUUUAAAAAGCCCAAAAUGGUCAAAACUUCAGAUACUGAAUCUGAAGAGUCACUAUAUAAAUCUGGGGCUAAAAAAAGAAUUGAUGAAUCAGAUUCAAAGAAGGAAGCAACAGAACUAAAGAGAGAAUUCAGAAUGUCAUCCAAAAAGACCACAUUCAAAGAAAAAGGGAAGAAAACAAGUACAGGUAGAGUUCCUCCUUCAAGAGAAAGACCACCACUCCCUCCUUGUGAGCCUAUUCUACCAUCACCUAAGGUCCCACGUUUCUGUCGAUGCAAAAUGCCUCCUCCACCACCAAAACCAAGAUAUGCUCCUUUGCCUGAAGCACAGUGGAUUCAUAAGCUGCUUUAAAGAACAACUGAGCGCUUGGUUUCACAGAAUGGCCUUACCACAGUAAGCAAUGGCUACUCACAAAUGAGCAUUUCUACUUCUGUGGAACUUAAAUAAAAAAAAAGUCUUCCAUGAG